CCAGUGAGCUUCAGUGAAGAGGAAAACAUUUCCCUCCCUCAAUGGGACAUUAAAAACAAAAACAAAACUUGAAGUAAAUGUCCCGGCUUCCUCUGCAGGGAGCCAGAUCAAAUACUGCGUCAAGUGAGUGGAAAGACGUCAGUAAACCAUACCGGGACCCCAAAUCCGGGCUGCUCCAGCCCCGCUGGCUAUGGAUCGAGCGGUCCACUCGCCGUGGCGAAGGACAGAGCCCCUGGACUCCCAGGUUCCUGGCCAGGGAGGUGGAGGAAAAGGAGACCCCUAUCUGCCAGGGCGAGUGUGGCCUGAAGGCCAGGCUGCUGGUUCUGGGAUGCCCCAGCCCACGCCCAGUGAGCAAGAGGGUGAGAGCAUGAAGGGCAGCCAGGAGCCAACUCCCCAGCCUGGCAUGGAUGUGGUCCCAGCAGCCCCCAGGAAGCCCAGAAAAUGCUCCAAACUGGUCCUGCUGACAGCCUCCAAAGACAGCGCCAAAGUGGCUGGGGCCAAGCGCAAAGGAGUGCACUGCAUCAUGUCCCUGGGGGCGCCAGGCCCUGCCACCCUGGCCAAGGCUCUCCUCAAGACUCAUCCUGAGGCUCAACGGGCCAUUGAAGCAGCCCCCCAGGAGCCUGAGCAGAAGCGUAGCAAGCUGGACCCGGUUCCCCCCCAGCCCCUGGAGUUCCUGAAGACCCCAUAUGGGGGCCGCCUUCUAGUCCACAAGUCGUUCCUGUACAAGCAGGAGAAGGCUGUGGGGGACAAGGUGUACUGGAAAUGCCGUCAGCACUCAGAGCGGGGCUGCCGGGGACGGGCCAUCACGCGUGGCUUCCGAGUCACGGUGAUGCGGGACCACUGCCACCCACCUGACAAGGAGGGCCUGAAGAUGCGGCGCCGGAAGGAGAAGGUGCCUGGCUCAGACCUGCCCGAGGGCUCUGAAGGCCACGAAGAUGGGGUGAGCCUAUGGCUGUACCCUGUGGAGCCAGAGCCCACCCCUCAGCAAAGCAUUGAAGAGCCAGAGGAGGACCAGGGGUACCGAUCCCUGGCACUGCAGAGCUUGCCUCCCAAGAAACGCCCUACACCAGGAGUGGUACGGUAUCGGCCCCUUGAGUUCCUGAAGACAUGCUAUGGGGGCACUUUCCUGGUACACCAGUCCUUCCUCUACAAGCGCGAGAAGACUGUGGGGAGCAAGGUGUACUGGACCUGCCGGGAGCAUGCAGUCCAUGGCUGCCGGAGCCGCGCCAUCACCCAGGGCCAGCGAGUGACAGUUAUGCGCAGCCACUGCCACCCACCUGACAUGGAGGGCCUGCGGGCCCGGCGGCAGCAGGAGAAGACCAUAAAGAAGAUACAGGCAAGGCGGAUUGGCGCCGGGGACUUGGAGGAUUGUGAUGACAUCGAGGACACGCUGCUCCAAGGGGUGGACAGCUUGUUCUACCGCAGGGGGCAGGGCACACUGACUCUCAGUAGGUCCAGGUCCAGAAAACGAGCAAGGGAGCACCAGGAAUCCUUACAGGAGUCCCCCGAGGAGGAGGACCAGAAUGUGGACCCCAGAGGCCCAGAGUUCCUGAGGACCCCUCUAGGGGGCAACUUCCUAGUGUAUGAGUCCUUCCUAUACAGGCGGGAGAAAGCAGCUGGUGAGAAGGUGUACUGGACCUGCCGCGAUCAGGCACGCAUGGGCUGCCGCAGCCGAGCCAUCACUCAGGGCCGGCAGGUGACUGUGAUGCGAAACCACUGUCAUCCACCUGAUCUGUUAGGAUUGGAGACUCUGAGGCAGCGGGAGAAACGACCCGGCCACUCUCAGUGGGAUGGCCCAGAAGGGCCUGAGUUCCUGAAGACCCCUCUGGGGGGCAGCUUCCUGGUGUAUGAGUCCUUCCUCUUCAGGCGGGAAAAAGCAACUGGUGAUAAAGUGUACUGGACCUGCCGGGACCAGGCACGCAUGGGCUGCCGCAGCCGCGCCAUCACCCAGGGCCGGCGGGUAAUGGUCAUGCGCAGGCACUGCCACCCACCUGACAUGGGGGGCCUGGAAGCCCUGCGGCAGCGGGAGAACUUCCCUAACCUGAGCAGCUGGGAAGGCCCAGAGCCUCGGAAGCCACUGGAGUUCCUGCGGACAUCCCUAGGAGGCCGGUUCCUGGUUUAUGAGUCCUUUCUGUACAGGAAGGAGAAAGCUGCUGGUGAGAAGGUGUACUGGAUGUGUCGGGACCAGGCCCGGCUGGGCUGUCGCAGCCGUGCCAUAACCCAGGGCCGGCGGGUCGUGGUGAUGCGGAGCCACUGCCACCCAGCUGACGUAGAUGGUCUGGAGGCCCUGCGGCAGCGAGAGAAGGAGCUAUUCCCCAGUGCAGCCAAGAAGACCAGGGCAGCCAAGAAGGCCAUUGCAGCCAAGAAAGCCAUUGCAGCCAAGAAGGCCAGGGCAGCCAAGAAGGCCAGUGCAGCCAAGACCAGUGCAGCCAAGACCAGUGCAGCCAAGACCAGUGCAGCCAAGACCAGUGCAGCUAAGACCAGUGCAGCUAAGACCAGUACAUCCAAGACCAGUACAUCCAAGACCAGUACAUCCAAGACCAGUACAUCCAAGACCAGUACAUCCAAGACCAGUACAUCCAAGACCAGUACAUCCAAGACCAGUACAUCCAAGACCAGUGCAGCCAAGAAUUCCAGUGCAGCCAAGAAGACCAGUACAGCCAAGAAGAAAAGAGCAUCAAAGCGCAAAAACUGAACAGCCAGUCCUGAUGAGGCGAGCCUUCUCUGAUGCAACAGAGGAGCAACUGAUACCCCAGGUGUUUCCCAUCCACUCAGAUGCGCUUGCCAACUCCUUUUCCUCUUCCAAAGCAUUGACGACCUUCACGUUUCCUCAGAGGUCUCCCAGGAGGAGUGCUUGGUUGGACCUUGUGUGGUAUCUUGUGUUGGCAAUAAAGUAGUGCCAAGAGCUGGUGGGUGGCCUGCAGACCUGUGCCACGCUGCUGCCACCUUUAUGAUCUUAGAGAGCUGUGGAGAAGUGUGUCUGGACUGAUAUACCUCGACCCCACUCUGCUGUCCAGGCCUCAGCACCAUUUGCUUCCAGAGCAUGCAGCCUUGCAAAGAGCUUUCCAGGGGGGCGUAACCCUUUUUUAGCUCCAUAAAGUUCAGCAAGAUGAAUUUGCCCUGAGCCAGGAUGUGUACGGGAACUUCUUGCCACCCUCUGGAGACAGUGCAAGCCCCAGCAGGGGAUCUUUUGUUUGCUUUUGUUUUUUGCAUCUUUUAGGGACAAGUGCUGGGGCCUUCCUGGUCUUCAGUCACUUGCUGCUUACUAGGACCUAACCAGCCCCAACCAUGACAGAGCAGGCCAGGCUCGAGGCUUCGCUGAAUUCCUGUCAGACUUUGUGUCUUGCAUUCUGUCCCCACUGAAAUUAAACCUAUGUCCACAGUUCUCGUGGCAGCAGAAGUUCCUAGCAGAGGGAGCCAGCUUAGAUGUCAGGAGGAGGUGACACCAGAUAGGCAUGCUCUGGUGGUGGCUGCACCACUAAGAAUUGUCCAUAUGGUGUUGCCUGAUGCUCAAGGAAAGUUAGCCUGCCUCCUACAGAACUAAGAGAACCAUGCCAGAAAUGACACUGCAGCAUCCCUGGGAACUGCAGGACUUGCUGCGUGCUGCACCCCAGACAGAGCUGUCCCUUACCCUGUCUCAGAGCUGCAUGCUCCCCCCUUUAGCAAGCAAGUCAUGAAGCAGCCACCCCUGUGGACAGUGAUGGCCUGGUGCCGACCACUGGCUUCUGCUCAUCUGCUUCCCUCAAUAAACCCUGUUUAGUCUCAUGGUGCA
Molecule: messenger RNA, 3772 nt
Organism: Onychomys torridus (southern grasshopper mouse)
Lineage: Eukaryota; Metazoa; Chordata; Mammalia; Rodentia; Cricetidae
Product: FLYWCH family member 2
Exons: 8
Coding region: 191-2695 (834 amino acids)
Source: RefSeq, a predicted model, not a curated record